Sesamum indicum (sesame) is the source of this 1523-nucleotide messenger RNA. RefSeq names its product TBP-associated factor 7 (gene TAF7). Gene Ontology annotation, biological process: RNA polymerase II preinitiation complex assembly; transcription initiation at RNA polymerase II promoter. Gene Ontology annotation, molecular function: RNA polymerase II general transcription initiation factor activity. The record is from RefSeq and is a predicted model, not a curated record. Lineage: Eukaryota; Viridiplantae; Streptophyta; Magnoliopsida; Lamiales; Pedaliaceae. Gene Ontology annotation, cellular component: transcription factor TFIID complex.
UUAAUUUUGCGUUCCGAGACUUAGGAGCAAAGUGCCCAAUAUAAAUCCUGUAUUCGGAGUUUCAGACCACAAAGCACAGCUCCGCCCUUCAGCUUCUUCAAUUGCCGCGACAGUGCGAGGAGCAGCGAUCAUCUCGAAUUCGCAGGAUUAAGUUGUUGAGAGAGCAAAAGAAAGGACAUGGAAGAACAAUUUAUACUAAGGGUGCCUCCAGCUGUUGCAGAAAGAAUAGAGCGGCUCUUGAACGACUCUGCCUCUUCUUCUGAAGACAAAUCCUUGGAUUUGUUGUUUUCCGAGGAUGGAAGGACUGGCACAUUCAUAAUUGGCAAUGAUCGUUUCUCCGCAUCUCUCUUGGAUCUUCCCACAGUUGUAGAAUCAUACAAGACUUAUGAUGACAAUGUGUUGAUCAAAACUGCAGACAUCGGUCAAAUGAUAAUGGUUAGAGAGGAGGGUGAUGGUGUCCCAGAAGCAGUGGAGUAUCGACACGGACUUACUCCACCAAUGAGGGAUGCUCGAAGGCGAAGAUUUCGGCGAGAGCCAGAUUUAAAUCCUGAGGUUGUGGGCCGUGUAGAGAAAGAUUUGCAGAACAUCAUGGCUGGUGGAACAGCUGAGAAUACUGGUGUUGAAAUGGCCGAGCCAGAGGAUUAUGGUGAUGAAAAUGCCCGUAGUGCAAGUAAGAAAGUGGUUGCUACACCUUCAGCAGAGCCAGAUGUGCCUGAAGCUGGGCCUGUUGGCGGGGAGCCGGAUGGGAGUGACUCCGAGGAGUCUGAUGAUUCCAUAUGAACCAAAAGUGUACAAAGUGGGCAUAUGCACUGAUCCAACAUGCACUAAGAAAGCUGUUCUUUACCUACUGAGUUGGUGAUGGGAUGAACUGCCUGCCUUCUCUCUUCCGUGGCCUUUGGAAAUGCUUGGUUUCUAUUUCCCGUGUCUCCUCAAGGUUCUGCUGGGUAUUUCAUGGUUUCUGCUGUUUAUAUAUGGGACUGUGUUCUAUUAAACAUGACGUGGGAAAGUGCCAAGAUGUUGGAAACUUAGUGAGCUGUCAGCAUUAUUACAUAUAGAAUUUCACAUCUAGAACCAUUUUUUUUUCCCAUCUUUUUCUAUUGAGGUUUCAGCGUGUCGUAUAAUUUGAAAUAUAACUAGGGUCUGUUCUUGUUAGAUGAGAGAGUCUCUAUAUUGUGGCUGGCAAAAUACGUGGGUGCUCAGAAACGCUCUAUUCUGUUGUGUGCAUCCUUGUUUUCUGUUAUCCUAGCUUGGGAUUUAUUUUUUUUACCACCUGUCUACUGUGAAAGCCUUGUACAAUAUCUACCCGACCACGUUGCACUGCUUUGAGUUAGUAAACUUUGUUUGAAUAUUCUGGUGUUUUGUCUUGUUUUAGGAAAACAAAGAAGACGUUAUUUUGUUUUUUGAGGAUGUGAUGUAAUGUGCAAUGUGGUGGAACUAGAUAUGGAAAGAAAGGCUUGCUGGAAGCCCAUUAGCACGGUUUUGAAACUCUUGGCUGAAUCUAUUGCAAAUGCAGUUAUUCAUCA